Molecule: messenger RNA, 1466 nt
Organism: Chroicocephalus ridibundus (black-headed gull)
Lineage: Eukaryota; Metazoa; Chordata; Aves; Charadriiformes; Laridae
Gene: ZNF740
Product: zinc finger protein 740
Exons: 8
Coding region: 539-1171 (210 amino acids)
Biological process (GO): regulation of transcription by RNA polymerase II
Cellular component (GO): nucleus
Molecular function (GO): RNA polymerase II cis-regulatory region sequence-specific DNA binding; DNA-binding transcription factor activity, RNA polymerase II-specific
Source: RefSeq, a predicted model, not a curated record
GGAAGUGACGAACCCCGGAGGCGGGGGGGCGGGUGUUUCCGGUUCCGGGUCGGCGGCGGCGGCCGAGGAAGGGGGGGGGGCGCCGGGGCCGCGGCUGUUUGUAAACUUGUCGGUGCGGCGCGGAGCGGAGCGCGGAGGGGCCGCGGCAGGCGAAGACCAGCAGCACCAGCAGCGUUGUCCCCGCGGGGAAGCGGCUCCCGCCCCGGAGCAGGGGGGGGGCGGGUGGCAGCGCCGAAGAUGUCCCCUUUCUAAGAAGCGUUUUGGGGGGCAGCUGCCCGUUCCUGCCUAACCCUGCCUAACCCCGCCAGCCCCCCCCCACCCCCAAACCCCCCCCCCGGGCUGAGGAGGAGGCGCCUCACCGCACCCAGGGCGAAGAUGUCGGCAAAGUGGAGGGUACUGGACGAGCCCGGCAAAAAAAAAAAAAAAAAUUAACUGAAACCCACCUUUCUAACCGUUAAAAAAAUUCUUUUCCUGGGCGAGAAUUAAGGCUAAAGAAUUGUUACAAUCCGUUUGUCGAGGACAGACAGACAGACACAAGAUGGCUCAGGCGAGUCUCCUGGCCUGCGAGGGCCUCUCCGGCGUCUGCCUGGUCCCCACCGCCGCCAGCAAGAAGAUGAUGCCGAAACCCAGCGGGAAACAGGGCGAGAGCCGGGAGCGGGGCAGCAGCCCCGACGUGCUGGCGCUGCGUCAGGACGGGGAGAAAUCCCGCGGCCGCAAGGAGGAGGAAUCGGCCGAGGCCUCGCAGCCCAAGAAAUCCAUUAAAAAGCGCCGCAAGCGGGUGGCCGGCGCCGAGGGACCCAGUCGCUCCUCCCGGAGAGGAUCCCGCCUCGGCAGCCAGAUGGUGGUGAUCAAGCAGAACGGCUCCUUCCAGCUCCACAUCCCCAAAAACUUCAUCUGUGAGCACUGCUUCGGCGCCUUCCGCAGCAGCUACCACCUCAAGAGACACCUCCUCAUCCACACCGGCGAGAAGCCCUUCGAGUGCGACGUCUGCGACAUGCGCUUCAUCCAGAAAUACCACCUGGAGCGUCACAAGCGCGUCCACAGCGGGGAGAAACCCUACCAGUGCGAGCGCUGCAUGCAGAGCUUCUCCAGGACAGACCGGCUGCUGCGACACAAGCGGAUGUGCCAAGGUUGCCAAACCAAGACCCCCGACGCGCAGCUGCUGCUGUAGGAGCCCGGCGUCGACAGGACGGGGCAAGGCCCGGGGGGGGGGGGUAUUUUUCCUUCCUCCCCCCCUUCCCCUCCCUCCUCCUUCCUCCCUCCCUUCCUUCCUCCCUUCCUUCCUUCCUCCCCCCCCCUUCGCCCCCCUUCCUCCUGGAUUUUCCCACGCCGUCCGAGGGCUGGGAAGCGCCGCCUGCCUCCCAUUUCCACCUUCCUCCCCCCCCGAUUUUAUUCCUGGAUCCUUCCCCCCCCGCCCCACUUCCCCGCAUCCCUCUCAGGAAAAGGCUGGGAGUCCCCGCGCCCCC